This is a messenger RNA of Ruditapes philippinarum (Manila clam), 3056 nucleotides long. Its product is annotated as DNA ligase 1-like. Gene Ontology annotation, molecular function: protein binding. Lineage: Eukaryota; Metazoa; Mollusca; Bivalvia; Venerida; Veneridae. The transcript is spliced from 2 exons. The record is from RefSeq and is a predicted model, not a curated record. Gene Ontology annotation, biological process: protein homooligomerization. Bases 1173 to 2753 code for a protein of 526 amino acids.
GCUAUGAACAUGUCAAAUUGUGUAUUGUGUCUUACAAAGUCACGGGACGCUUUAAUUUUAUGGAAUUGUUUGCCGUCUCGUCAAGCGUCUCAUGAUCCCGAUCUAGUCCAAGCUUUAUCGAUGUUUUCACGAAUAAUACUGAUUGACAACCUGUAUUUUUGUUUUCUGUCGAUCAAACUAAUUUUUAGCUCCAUUUUGAGACCGAUUUUAGCUUUUAACUCUCUGUAUUUAUUGAGAUAUACGAGUUCCAAGUAGUCUUCACCGUUCACCACGAUAUACUUCGGGUAGCGAGUGACGUCACAAGUACUGGGUCGCGCGCUCCUAUUCUAUUUAAGCUACUGGGUUAACCUAUCAUAGACAGUUGGGCAUUAAGAUCUUUACCAACCAGUCGUAAGAAAUGUACUCCAAUCAGGAGGUUUGUACCCAAAUAUAAUUAUAAACAUUUAACCUGUCACUGAUCUGGGAUCUUUAUACAAUUUUAUAUAACUCUAAAGUUGGUAUUAUAAACUUAACUUGAACCCAUUUUUAGAACUUGACCCAAUCUGGUAUUUGACCCAAUCUGGAACUUGACCGGAUUCUGACUUGACCCAAUCUGGUAAAUCUAUAAUUAACUAUAUACUUGGAACUCGGAUAUUAUAUUAUAGUACUAGAUCUACAUAAAUGUUUCUCUAAUUAGCUCAGUUGUUUACUAUAGAACAAUCUGGUUAAAGCCAGAUUAACUAAUAUUGUAUGUUAAUAUUUCAUGAAUAAACUAUCAUGAACCAAUAAUAAAAUCAUAGAUUGAACUGGAACAUGUCUUAUUUAUCUCUCAGUAGGUAGAACCAAAUCUAACUCCCACACAUGUUACUUUCCCCUUAUUAACGCCUGGCAUAUAUUUAAAUCCUGACUAGCUUUAAGCUAACACCCUUUUCUCACUUUUAAGGGGGCGUAACAUCUGGUGUCAGAAGUGGGAUCUGUCGAGAGAUCUAUAGAAUUGAAGUUUGGAAAUCCAAUGAUAAUGAGACACCAUCUUUGUAGGUCUAAAUAAGAAAUAGAUUAAAAUCUUGACCGGUUUAUUUUACUUUUUUUUGAUGUGUGUGAUUGGAAGAUACAAUAGCGCCAAAUAUCGAUAUCCAUGAAUUCUGGAUUACAGAAAAUGAACAAAACGGUUUACAUGUCGUACAUGUGGAGACAUGCACUUUACUACUAAGGGUAAAUGUAGAGCUCACCUAAUUGAACAGCACUCAAAGAUAAACUUUAAAUGUACAAGGUGUGGUAAAGUGUUUUUGAGAAACACACCAGGUCAGUCGUGUCAUACAAGAAGGGAAGACUUCAUUCGAUUUCAUACAACCACUGGCCAACGUGGGGCUGAGGCCGAAGCCUGUCUUCAAGACUUUAUUAAAAAGAUAGAUGAAUUAAUAAUUGAUAAUAGAUACAACAAAGAAAAUCAUUCGCCCACAAAAAGAAUUGCAACAAGACCACAAUUAUACAUUAGAAAAAGAAAAAAUGACUUUGUAACACCAAAUGAAAAAAGAGUAAGAAGUAAAUCACCAUCAUCAUCAAGGUCGUCAUCAUCAUCUUCUGCAACAUCAACAACAUCUUCGUCAUCAUCAUCUUCUACGUCAUCUUCCACACACUCGUCUGAAAUAGAAAUGGCGACAUUAGAAGCCCUUGUUGUGGGAGAGAUCUGUGAAGAGAAUAAUACAAUUGAAAUCAGUGAAAGAGAAAAACAAAGAAGAAAAAGAGAAAAUGAAAGAAGGAUUAGUGAAAUGAGGCUAAAGGAAAGGGAAGAAAUAAGAAUGGCUACAGAUGUGAUAGAAAAAGAAUUAAGAAAAGAUGAAAGAGAGGAAAAUGAACAGAAAGAGAAGGAGAAAAGAGGAAAGUUGGAAAAAGAAAGGCUAGAAAAGGAAAGACUUGAAAAUGAAAGAAAAGAAAGGCUAGAAAAUGAUAGAUUGGAGAGAGAAAGACUUGAAAAUGAAAGAAAAGAAAAAGAAAGGCUAGAAAAUGAAAAGUUGGACAGAGAAAGAAAAGAAAGAGAAAGAAUAGAAAAUGAAAAGUUGGAGAGAGAAAGAGAAGAAAAAGAAAAACUAGAUAAUGAAAGAAAAGAGAAUGAAAGAAAAGAAAAAGAAAGACUUGAAAAUGAAAGAAAAGAAAGGCUAGAAAGAGAAAGACUUGAAAAUGAAAGAAAAGAAAAAGAAAGGCUAGAAAAUGAAAAGUUGGACAGAGAAAGAAAAGAAAAAGAAGAAAAAGAAAGAAUAGAAAAUGAAAGAAGAGAAAAAGAAGAAAAAGAAAGGCUAGAUAAUGAACAAAAAGAGAAGGAGAAAAGAGAAAAAUUGGAGAGAGAAAGAAAAGAGAAAAGUAUGACAAAGAAAAGAGUAGAAAAAACAGUUGAAAAUAAGGAAACAGAAAAAACAGAAAAAGAAAUGAAGAAGAAACUCGAGGAAAUUAAACACCAAGAAAUAAUAAUUUUGAAUGUAGGAGGAAUAAAAUAUUCUACAACAAGAGGAACGCUAUGUGCGGAAGAAAGCUUGCUGAAAAAUAUCGCAUUAGAGAUUGAUAAUGAAGAAAUAUAUAUUGAUCGGGACAGUAAAAAUUUCAGGACAAUACUUCAACAUCUCCGAUAUACCCGACAAGGUGAACUUACACCAGCUUCUCUGUUACCAAACAACAAAAUAGAACUGAAAGAACUAAUUCUUGAGUGUAAAUAUUAUGGUCUACUAAAAUUGUUGAAAAUAGCUACAGAAAAAAGAGAAAAACUAAUAGGACUAUUUUGAAAUUAAUAAAAGAUAAGUCAUAUCCAGAUAUCAUCAUCAAGUAACAGAAGUAAAUAUCAGAAAUUGAAUUAAAUAAAAAGAAAUGUCAUGUUAAUUAAUACAUGUAAACACCAAAGAAAAUAUCAGAAAAUGAAUUAUAAUUAUACAGAUAUGUCAUGUGUUCUUCACAUGUAAUUUCGCGUGGAAUAUAUAUAUGAAAAUUACCCAAGAUACAGAAGAAGAACAGAUGAAGAUUGUAAUUAAUUAUUAAGUAUAUAACUUAAAUAUCAUUACUUUAAAUUAUAUGUAUACAAUACCUUAAUU